AAACUAUGCGGAAGGUGUCAAAAUGCUUCCAAGGGACAUAAAUAGAUAAGGCGGUGCAUUCUGAAAGGUUGCCACCAGUGGUUUGUUGGUUCUCUUAUUAAUUCCAGGAUACGCUUAUGGUUGAUCAUGUCCUUAGAUGUUUUUGAUGACGAUUUUAUGGUUUCUGAUGACUCCAUCAUGUCCUACAACGAUUUACCCCAGAUUCCAGAUCAGUACCAGUAUUUGAACUUUUUGUAUGGACUGAUGACAGAUACACGUCGAUGCUGCCGUGCUGAGCCGCUGCUACCUCAUAAGGAGCUAGCUCUGUGCUUGCACAACCUGAAGCAAACGUUGUUGAAAGAAGAGCAGGUGAUAGUUCCGGGUCCCAAUCAUAGCUUUAAUACUGGUGACGUCCAAGGCAUAUACUGGGAUUCGAAAACACAGAGGGAAACGAUGUUGGAAGAGAGGUUGAAAAGGUACGAAACUUUUACCAAUAUUCCUGGAUGUAUUUCAAAAGCUUCAUCUGAUGUGAAUUUUGAGUACACACCGUCUUCCAGGAAAGUGUGGCAGUUUGACAGGUUUUACCGUAAACCCACACCAAAGCUACCGCAUUUUCAGCUUCGAAACCAAUUGAUACAUAUCCCCCCGUCAAAUAGGUGUAAAGUGAUAUAUUCAGAGCUAUCUUUCAGUGCAGGACAUUCUGCUUACCCUGUCUUGAAGCAGUUGGACCUGCAGACUGGUGAGAUUGACCCACUUGUUGAGUUUAAGCAUGAUCCAUCAAUGAGAAUAACGUGUGUUGACUCUGCAAAGGAGAAUGUGUCACUGAUUGGCACUUUACAUGGGUCCUUAUAUAUCAAAUCCUGUGAUGGCUCCUUACACGAUACUUCUAUUGGCGACUCUUUUGGAAGUAUAAACUGUAUCCGCAUGGAUAACAACUUGAACCAGGCACAAAUAUGUACAAAUAAUGGACAAUUAACCACUAUUGACUUGAAUAAUUGUCAAAAAUUGCAGAACACACGGUUUCCCUGGCCAAUUAACUAUAUGACCAACUGUCCAUAUGAACCUAAUGUCCAGCUGUUUGUGGGCGAUAACGUGAAUGGUUAUCUGCUGGACAAACGUCAGGGUCUUGUGCCAAUUGAUAGCUUAAGAGGUCACAAGGAUUUCAACUUUGCCUGUGAUUGGUCCACCAUCGAUUGCAAUCUAAUCGCUACUGGUUCCCAAGAUUGCACAGUUCGAGUUUGGGAUCGCAGAUGGUUGGAUAGAGACGUUGUAUGCACUCAAACAGACAGUGGGGUGCGUACUGUUGAGUUCAACAGGUUAUCCAGUACACAGCAGCUAUCAUGGAGUGAAAGCAUUGACCGAGUUUGUGUGGCGUCACUAAAUGAGCCUGAAUGGACCAUUGAGGAAGUUACAUUCUUAGGACAAACCAUGGGUGCACAUUUCGUCAAUGUUGACGACCAAGGUGAACAAUGGCUUGUAUGUGGCAUCAGCGACGGCACCACCGGGGGCAUUCUUCGAAUGAAGGCGUACAGUCCAACCUCUUUUAUGAGUUAUGACUACAUAUAAUGAGAAAGGAAAAACAAAAGACUCUCCAUUCUAGCAUCGUACUGUAAUCAGACAACAACGUUACCACCUAGCACUUCCUUACCAGUCUUCUUGAUAGCAGCGAGAACAUCAUCGUAUGG
Molecule: messenger RNA, 1664 nt
Organism: Williopsis jadinii
Lineage: Eukaryota; Fungi; Ascomycota; Saccharomycetes; Phaffomycetales; Wickerhamomycetaceae
Exons: 1
Coding region: 127-1545 (472 amino acids)
Molecular function (GO): protein binding
Source: RefSeq, a predicted model, not a curated record